Cladocopium goreaui is the source of this 1578-nucleotide messenger RNA. NCBI's taxonomy places the organism in Eukaryota, Dinophyceae, Suessiales, Symbiodiniaceae. The record is from the annotation of a GenBank genome assembly.
AUGGGAAUCUGGGGAGUCAAUGUAUUGGCAGAUUACAUUGACCUCAGAUUUGUCAAGAAGGCCCUGCCGCCGCAACCCUGGGAAGAAGGCAAGAAUGGCUUCCGCCGGAGCCAAUCCUCUAACAACGUCUUCCAGUUCCAAGACGAGCAUCGAGACCUCCUGGGUCGACCCGUCUGGCACUGGCCACAAGAGAAUGAAUCCACCCAGGGCAGCGCUCACGGGCACGGAGAGAAGCCUCCGCAGGCCAAAAACCUGGUGCCACUGAAGGCCUUGAGCGAUGUCUUUGUAACCAAGGACAAGGAGUUAUUGAAGAAGAUCUUCGGAGUUACCAUGAUGACUCAAUACGAGGCUAUGAAGGAGAUUUUGUUGGCGGGUGAUACCAACCGACUGGUGGCCGAAUUGACCUUUGUCCGCAUCAACGAUUUGGUGGCGCCCCCCGAGAAGAUCCAUCCGUUGAUCUUUAUUGAACCCUUCGUAGCGAUUCUGAUUGUGGCCAAUGGCAUCAUGAUUGGCUUCCAAACAGAUCCCCAGUAUGAGAACUGGACCGGCUGGAUCUACCUGGAGGUGAUCUUCGCUGUGGUGCUAAUUCUGGAGGUCGUUCUCAGGAUCCAUCUUUCAGGACUCAAGGGCUAUUUCUUGGGAGCUGAUUAUGCCUGGAACUAUUUCGAUCUGUUUCUUCUUCUCACUGGUCUUACUGAUAUCGUGGUGGAGAUCGCUGUGCAGUCCCGAUCCGACAUGUUCAGCGCCUCCUUACUCCGCUUCUGUCGCCUGGUGCGAGUGGUGAAGGUCUUCCGAGUGAAGUACAUGAAGGAGCUGCGGCUCAUGGUGAAAGGCCUAGUGGGCGGUUUUCGAACGCUCUUCCUGUCCUUCGCUUUGCUCUUCGCAGGGCUUUACGUGAUCGCGGGCUUCGCCACAAUGACCAUCGGCCGCGAUCAGUUGGUGAAAGAGUUGGGGCUGGCAGCGCAUUUCGAGAACAUCCCCGCGUCCAUGUUCACUGCGUUUCGAUGUUUCUCUGGUGAGUGCUUUGCAGAGUCAGGACAGCCGAUUGCUGCGGUUCUGGCACAUAGUCAUGGCACUGCCUUUGUGAUGUGCUAUACUGCCAGCUACAUUUUUGUUUCCCUAGGCAUCUACAAUGUCAUCUUGGCGGUCUAUGUAGACAUCACCAUGCGGGCCGCCAAGGAGAGCGAAGCGGUGACUGCGGAGCAGCACAGUCGCGAAUCCAUCCGAAUUGCGCGCACCACACGUGAACUUCUGAAAAAGUUCGCUGCGGCCUACCGCAUGUUCUCGGAUAUGGACGAACCCGUGUCGCGGCAGGAUGGUCGCUCCGGUGCGCGGAUCGACUUCAAACCCAUGGAGAGCAGCUUCACCGAUGAAGACAUCCAUGAACACAUUGCCACCUGGGCUUUUUCGGGUCGGGCGCCAAAAGAUUGGAGGAAUCAGUUGGAAAAAAAAUCACGGGAAAAUAAGUUUGGAAGCCAAAAUCCAAUAAAUCAUUUCGGAACUCCCUAUUCUUUUAUCAUUUUUUGCGAUACUCAAGUGGUGGGGCAACGCAAUGGUGAGCUAGGCCCAGUUAUAUAA